GUCUCCCUCUGGAUUGAAAUGGCUUCUCAGCCCGAGAGGCACUGCCUGUGCCCUGGAUUCACAAGGUACACGCCUCCCUGGGAAGCAAAGGCUGAGAGACAGCGGCUCUCUCUCUCUCUCUUUCUGCAUCUGCCGGGAGAGCUGCAGCUGGUAUUUUUCCACAGGCCUUUGCUGCGAUCUCAAGGCCUAGUUUUUCCCAGCCAGGCCCCGAGUCUGAGAGAGGGUUAACAGGCAGGAAGCUGAAGGCAUCGCAGGCUAAUACGGAAGUCAGAUUUGUGUUUAACUGACAGGUUUAGCAGGCCUCGGCCGUGGGGGAGGGGCCGGGAAAGAAGGGAAGUUUGUAGGUCCAGGCAUGUGGCCUGCGAGGAGGGCUUUGGGUUUUUCUUAGGAUAAGGACCGAGAGGGGUCCCCCUUGGCAUCGUGGCCGGGCGACAGGAACCCACGUUGAUUUUGCCUGCAGGACUGGCUAAGCAGGGCGCGAGAGGCCCACGGCUCUCUGGCCUGCCUUGCAAGGAGGCAUGGGGACAAUGACUAUGCAAACUUGACCACUCUGCUCCCCUCCUCCCCUCAGCAGCUACUCCUCGCUCCUCUGAGAAGCCAGGGCUGCUCUCUGCUGAUUUUUCGGGGCUCCCCCGGGCUGCCUGCUUCCCCCAGCUUCUCAGAGGCCUGUCUCAAGCCCCUUUUUCUGGCCCCUUGGCUGUUUCCCCGGGACUCCCCACUCCCCAGCUUCCCCUUCCCCUUGGAGAGCCACCCUGCUGGACUGUUCUAGAAAAAGGCUGGCCUUCCUUCCUGGACAAGGGCCGUUUCUCUGGGGGCAGGUGAGGGUGAGCCGUUCCAGCCCACUCCAAGAAACUCCCUUCCCAGGGACCUCCGGGCCUCAGGCUUUCCUGGAGCAGGUCAGGCUGGCUGCCCUGCCUGGCCCGUGCCGGGAAAUCUAGCCAGGGUGCAGGAGAAGUGCGUGUGGGGGCCCCUUUCCCAAGUUUUUCUUGCUGCAAAAGGCCUAGCUUAGCCUGUCUUUUUCUAUGCACUGGAUGGCUCUUGCUCACCCGAGCCUCACAAAGAUAAUCGCUCAGGAAGUGUUUCAGCCAAUCCGGGGUGGCUUUACACUCCGAUUUGCCGGGGCAGCCAAUCGGGGAUGAGCUUUUAUUAGGCGGCCAGAUCAUCAGCCGAAGUGCCAAACCCUUUUUCUGUGAGAACUAGGAGCCUGUCCUCCAUGUUUUAUAAGUAUUGACAUUACACAGUGUUAACAAUGCAUCCACAGAGCUUGGCUGAAGAGGAAAUAAAAACAGAACAGGAGGUGGUAGAGGGCAUGGAUAUCUCUACUCGCUCCAAAGAUCCUGGCUCUGCAGAGAGAACAGCCCAGAAAAGAAAGUUCCCCAGCCCUCCACAUUCUUCCAAUGGCCACUCGCCGCAGGACACAUCAACAAGCCCCAUUAAAAAGAAAAAGAAACCUGGCUUACUGAACAGUAACAAUAAGGAGCAGUCAGAACUAAGACAUGGUCCGUUUUACUAUAUGAAGCAGCCACUCACCACAGACCCUGUUGAUGUUGUACCGCAGGAUGGACGGAAUGAUUUCUACUGCUGGGUUUGUCACCGGGAAGGCCAAGUCCUUUGCUGUGAGCUCUGUCCCCGGGUUUAUCACGCUAAGUGUCUGAGACUGACAUCGGAACCAGAGGGGGACUGGUUUUGUCCUGAAUGUGAGAAAAUUACAGUAGCAGAAUGCAUCGAGACCCAGAGUAAAGCCAUGACAAUGCUCACCAUUGAACAGUUAUCCUACCUGCUCAAGUUUGCCAUUCAGAAAAUGAAACAGCCAGGGACAGAUGCAUUCCAGAAGCCCGUUCCAUUGGAACAGCACCCUGACUAUGCGGAAUACAUCUUCCAUCCAAUGGACCUUUGUACAUUGGAAAAGAACGCGAAAAAGAAAAUGUAUGGCUGCACAGAAGCCUUCCUGGCUGAUGCAAAGUGGAUUUUGCACAACUGCAUCAUUUAUAAUGGGGGAAAUCACAAAUUGACGCAAAUAGCGAAAGUAGUCAUCAAAAUCUGUGAACAUGAGAUGAAUGAAAUCGAAGUGUGUCCAGAAUGUUAUCUAGCUGCUUGCCAAAAACGAGAUAACUGGUUUUGUGAACCUUGUAGCAAUCCACAUCCUUUGGUCUGGGCCAAACUGAAGGGGUUUCCAUUCUGGCCUGCAAAAGCUCUGAGGGAUAAAGACGGGCAGGUCGAUGCCCGAUUCUUUGGACAACAUGACAGGGCCUGGGUUCCAAUAAAUAAUUGCUACCUCAUGUCUAAAGAAAUUCCUUUUUCUGUGAAAAAGACUAAGAGCAUCUUCAACAGUGCCAUGCAAGAGAUGGAGGUUUACGUGGAGAACAUCCGCAGGAAGUUUGGGGUUUUUAAUUACUCUCCAUUUAGGACACCCUACACACCCAACAGCCAGUACCAAAUGCUGCUCGAUCCCACCAACCCCAGCGCCGGCACUGCCAAGAUAGACAAGCAGGAGAAGGUCAAGCUCAACUUUGACAUGACGGCGUCCCCCAAGAUCCUGAUGAGCAAGCCCGUGCUGAGUGGGGGCACAGGCCGCCGGAUUUCCUUGUCGGAUAUGCCGCGCUCCCCCAUGAGCACAAACUCUUCUGUGCACACAGGCUCCGACGUGGAGCAGGAUGCCGAGAAGAAGGCCACGUCGAGCCACUUCAGCGCGAGCGAGGAGUCCAUGGACUUCCUGGAUAAGAGCACAGCUUCACCAGCCUCCACCAAGACGGGACAAGCAGGGAGUUUAUCUGGCAGCCCAAAGCCCUUCUCUCCUCAACUGUCAACUCCUAUCACGACGAAAACGGACAAAACCUCCACCACCGGCAGCAUCCUGAAUCUUAACCUGGAUCGAAGCAAAGCUGAGAUGGAUUUGAAGGAGCUGAGCGAGUCGGUCCAGCAACAGUCCACCCCUGUUCCUCUCAUCUCUCCCAAGCGCCAGAUUCGUAGCAGGUUCCAGCUGAAUCUUGACAAGACCAUAGAGAGUUGCAAAGCACAAUUAGGCAUAAAUGAAAUCUCGGAAGAUGUCUAUACGGCCGUAGAGCACAGCGAUUCGGAGGAUUCUGAGAAGUCAGAUAGUAGCGAUAGUGAGUAUAUCAGUGAUGAUGAGCAGAAGUCUAAGAACGAGCCAGAAGACACAGAGGACAAAGAGGGUUGUCGGAUGGACAAAGAGCCAUCUGCUGUUAAAAAAAAGCCCAAGCCUACAAACCCAGUGGAGAUUAAAGAGGAGCUGAAAAGCACAUCACCAGCCAGCGAGAAGGCAGACCCUGGAGCAGUCAAGGACAAGGCCAGCCCUGAGCCUGAGAAGGACUUUUCCGAAAAGGCAAAACCUUCACCUCACCCCACAAAGGAUAAACUGAAGGGAAAAGAUGAGACGGAUUCCCCAACAGUCCAUUUGGGCCUGGACUCUGAUUCAGAGAGCGAACUUGUCAUAGAUUUAGGAGAAGACCAUUCUGGGCGGGAGGGUCGAAAAAAUAAGAAGGAACCCAAAGAACCGUCUCCCAAACAGGAUGUUGUAGGUAAAACUCCACCAUCCACGACGGCGGGCAGCCAUUCUCCCCCGGAAACGCCGGUGCUCACCCGCUCUUCCGCCCAAACUUCCGCGGCUGGCGCCACAGCCACCACCAGCACGUCCUCCACGGUCACCGUCACGGCCCCGGCCCCCGCCGCCACAGGAAGCCCGGUGAAAAAGCAGAGGCCGCUUUUACCGAAGGAGACUGCCCCGGCCGUGCAGCGGGUCGUGUGGAACUCAUCAAGUAAGUUUCAAACGUCCUCCCAAAAGUGGCACAUGCAGAAGAUGCAGCGUCAGCAGCAGCAGCAGCAGCAGCAAAACCAGCAGCAGCAGCCUCAGUCUUCCCAGGGGACGAGAUAUCAGACCAGACAGGCUGUGAAAGCUGUCCAGCAGAAGGAGAUCACACAGAGCCCAUCCACGUCCACCAUCACCCUGGUGACCAGCACACAGUCAUCGCCCCUGGUCACCAGCUCGGGGUCCAUGAGCACCCUUGUGUCCUCAGUCAACGCUGACCUGCCCAUCGCCACUGCCUCAGCUGAUGUCGCCGCUGAUAUUGCCAAGUACACUAGCAAAAUGAUGGAUGCAAUAAAAGGAACAAUGACAGAAAUAUACAACGAUCUUUCUAAAAACACUACUGGAAGCACAAUAGCUGAGAUUCGCAGGCUGAGGAUCGAGAUAGAGAAGCUCCAGUGGCUGCACCAGCAAGAGCUCUCUGAAAUGAAACACAACUUGGAGCUGACCAUGGCGGAGAUGCGGCAGAGCCUGGAGCAGGAGCGGGACCGGCUCAUCGCUGAGGUGAAGAAGCAGCUGGAGCUGGAGAAGCAGCAGGCGGUGGAUGAGACCAAGAAGAAGCAGUGGUGCGCCAACUGCAAGAAGGAGGCCAUCUUUUACUGCUGUUGGAACACCAGCUACUGUGACUACCCCUGCCAGCAAGCCCAUUGGCCUGAGCACAUGAAGUCCUGCACCCAGUCAGCUACUGCUCCUCAGCAGGAAGCGGAUGCUGAGGUGAACACAGAAACACUAAAUAAGUCGUCCCAGGGGAGCUCCUCGAGCACACAGUCAGCACCUUCAGAAACGGCCAGUGCCUCCAAAGAGAAGGAAACGUCAGCUGAGAAAAGCAAGGACAGUGGCUCGACCCUUGACCUUUCUGGCUCCAGAGAGACGCCCUCCUCCAUUCUCUUAGGCUCCAACCAAGGCUCUGUUAGCAAAAGGUGUGACAAGCAACCUGCCUAUGCCCCAACCACCACAGACCACCAGCCGCACCCCAACUACCCCGCCCAGAAGUACCAUUCCCGGAGUAAUAAAUCCAGUUGGAGCAGCAGCGAUGAGAAGAGGGGAUCGACACGUUCCGAGCACAACACCAGUACCAGCACGAAGAGCCUCCUCCCAAAAGAGUCUCGGCUGGACACCUUCUGGGACUAGCAGUGAAUCGGGACACAAACCACCCACCCCAUUGGGAGAAAAACCCACACGCCAGGAAAAGAAGAAACAACAAAGGCAAGAGAACAGCCACUUUCAGACUUGAGAAUGACAAAACCCUCAGUUGAGCCUGAGCCCCCGGCGCGGGGGCUGCUACACUACAGGACACCCGGCAUCGGCUUUGACUGCAGACUGUUCACCCACACGAGCCCUGUGCUUUUGGUGUAAAUAAUGUACAAUUUGUGGAUGUCAUUGAAUCUAGAGGACCUUCCCCUUUUUAUAUUUGUAUUAACUUAUAAAAAAAAAAAAAGAAAAAGAAAAGCAAUUAAAAAAAAAACAAAAACAACCAACCCCAACAACAAAAAGAAUGUUUUGGUAUUGGAGAAGGGAUGGUCAGUUAGCCUGUCUGUCACACGAUGGAAUGGAUACUGGGCCCGGGGACCCCUUUCAUACUCACGUCCUCAUCCUUGGAUACCCAGGGGAGGGUGAACCGUUUUCACUUGUGUGUCUGUACACAGCAUGUUGGGAUCGGGAGUUUCGGCACAGACUCUAUCCCAUCAAGCCGUUGGCUCCUUUCAGCUACUACGUUACCACGUUCCUAAAAUGCAAGCUCUCCGGACCAGACGGACACAGGGAGAAGCUAGUUUAUUUCAUGUGAUUGAAAUGAUGACUCUACUCCUAAAAGGGAAAAAACAAUAUUCUUGUUUACAGAAGAGAAACAGAAACAAGCCCCACUCAGCUCAGUCACAGGAGAGAACAUAGAAAGUCUUAGGAUCAUGAACUCCUUAAAAAGAGAAAUCAUAUCUUUGCUUUGUGGUUCCUUUAAACACACUCACACACACUUGGUCAGAGAUGCUGUGCUUCUUGGAAGCAAGGACUCAAAGGCAAGGUGCACGCAGAGGACAUUUGAGUCUGGGAUGAAGCAUGUACGUAUUAUUUAUAUGAUGGAAUUUCACGUUUUUAUGUAAGCAUGAAACACAGGCAGUAUGAGAGAAAGCAAGGCCCAUCAUGCUGUCCGUACACUACGUAUGCUGUAGAGCCAUUUUGUAUGUUGUGUAAAACAAAAAGCAUUGACGAAAAAGCAAAAGGUGAUGUAUGUAUAUGAGAAAAUUAAUUGUACGAUAUCAUUCCAGUACGUUUUGUUGUACAUUUUAGUCUUGUUUACUUAAUCUUCAUUGUUGAUAAGAGGAUGCGAACUGUACAGUUUCCAGCUAGUUACCCAUAUUAGAGAAGAAAUAAGAAGACAGUAUUAGAAGAAAACAGGAGAGAAAGAACAUUUGUGAAUUGCAGUUGUCAAAAAAAAAAAAAAAUAGCCUAGCUGGCCUUAUUUGUGAAGCAUAAUUGCUUUUAGCAUAUGGAAGUAUUUUUUCACAUUUUCUUUGUAUAAAAUUUGUAUUAAACUUAAAUAUCUUUUUGA
Molecule: messenger RNA, 6368 nt
Organism: Pongo pygmaeus (Bornean orangutan)
Lineage: Eukaryota; Metazoa; Chordata; Mammalia; Primates; Hominidae
Gene: ZMYND8
Product: zinc finger MYND-type containing 8
Exons: 23
Coding region: 1250-4954 (1234 amino acids)
Biological process (GO): regulation of DNA-templated transcription
Cellular component (GO): cytoplasm; nucleus
Molecular function (GO): protein binding; transcription corepressor activity
Source: RefSeq, a predicted model, not a curated record